UCUCCUCCUCUUCCUCAAGUCCUCACUGAGCCUUCAAACCAGAGACCCGAACAGGACACAGGCUUUCCAGCUAAAGGAGCUCACGCGCCAAUGGCAGCUCCAGUGCCCAGCACGCGUGUCAGCGAACCCAGGACCCGCCACGGGCCUGGAAACCAGGACCUCGGAGAGUCACAACUGAGACUAGUCUUGGUGGGAAAGACUGGAGCCGGAAAAAGUGCCAUAGGGAACAGCAUCCUUGGAAAGGACGUGUUUCGUUCCGGCAUCGCAGCAAAAUCCGUCACCAAGGUCUGUGAGAAAGGGAGCAGCACGUGGAACGGGAGAGAAAUCGUGGUCGUGGACACGCCAGGCCUUUUCGACACCGAGGUGCCGGAUGCUGACACGCAAAAGGAGAUCGCUCGCUGCAUCCUCCUGACGUCCCCCGGGCCUCACGCUCUGCUCCUGGUGUUCCCGGUGGCCCGGUACACAAAGGAAGAGCAAGAGGCUGCAGAGAAGUUGCUGAGGAUGUUUGGUCCCACAGCGAGGAGACACAUGAUUCUCCUCUUCACGCGGAAGGAUGACCUGGGCAGCAUGGAGUUCUGUGAUUUCUUAGACGGGGCUCCAGAAUUCAUUCAAGACCUGAUGCAGCAGUUCAGGGGUCGUCACUGUGCGUUCAACAACAAGGCGACAGGGGCCGAGCAGGAGGCCCAGAGGGCUCAGCUGCUGGACCUGGUCCAGCGCCUUGUGAGGGAGAACGAGGGAGGGUUCUACACCAACGAGAUGUACGGGAGGGCAGAGGAGGAGAUUCAGAAACGGAUCCAAGUGAUACAAAAGCAAAUCGGGGCUGAGCUGGAGAGGGAGAGGAGGCAGAUAAGAGAGCAGUAUGAGGAGAAAAUCAGAAACCAGCGGGACAGUCUGGAGCGGGAAAGAAGGAGGGCAGAGAUGGAGAGGGAGCUGGCAGACAGGGAGAGGUGCUCUGUUGUAAGGCUGCAAAAUGCCAGGGAAGAGGUUGAGAAAGGGUCUUCGGGCAUCAUUAUGGCAAUAGUGUCUGCUGUUUUUCUGGUUGUUGGAUGUCUGUUUAAAAUCUUUCAUUAA
Molecule: messenger RNA, 1071 nt
Organism: Pteronotus mesoamericanus
Lineage: Eukaryota; Metazoa; Chordata; Mammalia; Chiroptera; Mormoopidae
Product: GTPase IMAP family member 4-like
Exons: 3
Coding region: 91-1071 (326 amino acids)
Cellular component (GO): cytosol
Molecular function (GO): GTP binding
Source: RefSeq, a predicted model, not a curated record